CAGCAUUAGUGAAAAAUCUUCCGAUCAUCGGUUUCUUCAUGUUGAAAUUACAUAAAAUUUGAUUAAAUUAGUCGAUUUUUGUAGUGAUUCGGUAACCAAUUGUAGCGUCCCAUGUGUAUCAUAUUUUCGGGAUGUCGUGCGAAGUGAAAUUACUUGCGAAUGUGGACGAUUUACGCGAGGUGCAGGAGCAGUUUGGACUGAGUUCAGAAGAAAACUGGCUCAACGCGGUCUCCUACUCCUUAUCGCCAGCCGGUGACAUCCUCGCGUUCGGCCACGGUUCCAUUCUUGUAAUUUUGACCUCCAAAUGGGAUCGCCAGCGUCAGUUAAAUGUGUACAAAAUCGCUUGGAAGGGUGCAAUCGAUGAUCCGAACUGUUUGAUAACUAGUGUACUCUGUACGCCCUUGGUUGGUCAAGGUAGCUCUCAAACCAGUGUGGAUUAUAGUUAUAUCAUAGUGGGUCUAGAUAGUGGUCAAGUAUUGUUCUACGGGGAAAAUGGUACGUUGGUCCAUUCUCAGUUGUUCCACCAGGAACCAGUGCAGGCGAUUAAAGCGCAAAGUGGCAAACAUAUCAAUGAAGAAGUUUACGUGUUUCAUGGGUCCUGUGUUGUGAUGAUUCAAGGUUCUCAGUUGUUUCCGUUACUGAGAAGCCUGAAACAACAGAUCAGUCGGUACGGACCUGGAAGUGCGCGAGUGAACGAAGCGCAGGAAGGAAUUGCCUGUCGAAAGUGGAACUACGGAAAGAACAUAACGGUACAGGACGCAGCAGUUGUUGGACCGCAGAAAACCUGUACCUUUGAUCAUCUUUUGACGGCCAGUGUUGAGGGUGGUUUCUUCGCUAAGUACCGUCAUGCACCACCGCAGAAUUCGCUGAUCGUUGCGGCAGGUACAAAGCCGUACGUUGGCUUCCACUAUGCGAAGGAGGGUUUCGCGCAACCGGUGCUGGCGGAUGUGGCGCGAGCGGUUGCUAGCAAAAUCAAGUCGGCGUUGCCAUCGUGGUUCGGCGGAUCAUCGACCCCGCAAGCCCCAGCAGAACCACAACUACCCCCUUCGGAACCACUGGUGUGCCGAUUCGGACUGUGCGAUCUGCAACGUACGGCCUACUCCGUGUGGGUCGCACCAAAUUUCAUCCUCGCAGCCGUAGCCGACAAUCUGGGACGGGUGAUUCUGGUCGAUUGCACCAAAGGAAUCGCACUGCGCAUCUGGAAGGGCUACCGCGAUGCUCAGUGUGGUUUCGUUGAAGUGACCGAAAAAUUGGCGAAGGAUUCGGGCACGACGACGACGACGAAGCAGGAUCGACGGAAGGCAAUGUUUCUGGUGAUCUAUGCACCCCGGAGGUCCAUGCUGGAAGUUUGGUCACUGCAGAAUGGACCGAAGGUGGCGGCAUUUGCUGCCGCAAAGAACGGACAGUUGAUCUACAAUACGCAUAGUUUUAUGGGGGUCAGUUCGGGAAACAGCAAGGUGAAGUACGGCGGACAGGGUUGUACGUUUUUUGAUCCGAGUGAUUUUUCGCUGAAGGAGAUUAGUAUACCGUUUCAUUGUGCGCUAAGCGAUUCCAAGUCGAAGACGGCGAAAGAUUUGCAUUUAUUGAAGAGACUGAAGAUUUGUUUGAAAUCUGGUGAUGGAAGUGAGUUGGAAGAGCAGCAGGAAGAGAUCGAGAUGUUUAGGAGUUUCGAGACGGAUGAGAUUAAGUUGCAGUGCGUGGAGAUGUUGGCCAAGCAUCGGAAGAUUAGGGCAAGGUUGUUUCUUAGAGCAGUUGAAAUAUUCGGAGGUUUUGAUGAGGAAGUGGAAACGUUAGUGUCGGAAGAAGAACACCGAGUAAGUCACUUGAGGUCAGUGUGUGAAAAUUAUAGGAAAUUAACAAUGUUUUACCUAUUCCUGACUGGUGAGAGGGAUGUUAGUGAACCGGAAAUUGCAUGUGAAAAAUCCGUGCCAUCGGAGGAAACAACUGAAUCCGGUGAAGGCGAAGAAAGGAAAGAUAGUGAAGAGAUCAGUCUGAAAAACUCUGCGGUAGACACAGCCGAAGAGGUAGUCAAAUUAUCCGAACUGGAACUGGCCUCGAUCGAGAAACUGUUAGCAAUGAACGGAUCGCUCGAAGGACCAGUACCAACGCGAGUUACUUUUGAGGAUUCCACAGCCAAAAGCAAUACGUUCCAAGAAUAUCUGUCAUAUUUUAAUGUUUCUAAUGAAGGCCUUAUUUUGCUCAAAGAAAACUCCACUAGUCUGUACAGUUCACUGGGGAAGAUCAUCUUCGAAGAAGUGUAUCAAAGCAGUCAAGCACGGCUGGCUGGAUUUGUUUUAGCUGCUUCCGCGUCCGAAAUCAUUCAUGAAGAUUUGUUGAAACUAUUUCUAGCAUUUUGGUUGCGACUUCCGUUCGCCUACCGUGACAUUGCCGAGUUAGUCGAAGGUUUGAACAAAUUCAACCAAGUUCUGCGAAGAAUUUGUCAACUGGCGAAGGAUAAGAUAAGGUACGAAAAUAACACAAUCUGUCUCUGGUGGCAAAAUGCCCGAGAAUAUUUGUUGGAGUCUCCGUGUGCUCUUCGGGGCCUUUUGGCGGCGAUUAUGUGUCGCAACGAAGCGCUGAAAUAUGAAGAGAGUAGCGACGAAGAAGAUUAUCAGUUCGAAGAAGUUUCUCAGGAGGCUUGCCAGUGGACCCUGCUGAUAGGAGAGCUGGACGAUGUUGCUGUCCUGGGAACGAUACUUUCCGAGUGCCUAAAGUGUUCAAACGUCAUAUACCCAUGUUUAAAGUAUCAAAAACCGGAUGUCAGUCUAAAGGAGAUAUUAAAAGGUGGUCAGGGAAUUGUUGCCGAAAUGGUUGCGAAGUGGGUCGCCGCUAGUGGAAUCGAUCCGGAGAAGUUGGUGAUCGAAAUUCCCGACGAAGCUGUCGAAAACGAACAAGCUGGAGUUCAGGAACCUGCUGCCAGUGAAAGAAAAGAACGAAAACGUCUUCAGAUGAUCAAACAGGACUUGUUGCAGACUAGCGAGUACGGCGGAAGCAUUGAAUCCGAAUUGGAUCCGUUGCUGUACAAUUUGAGCAUUCUUCGACGACAUUUCCCGUUCAGUUUGGACAGUGGCACACUUCUCUGUCACCUAGCAUGGGAAUACAUUUGCGACUGGAGUAAAAACAUGGCAAACAUCAGCUGCCUGUCGGCUGGUCUGGCCUGCCUCAAGGCCGUACCGCGACUCCAGCACUCUAUGAAGCAUGGUCUGUGUUGUAUGAUUUGGAACGCCCACCUAAAAAUUCCACUAGAAGCAACGAGAAAGCUCGUCAACAAAGUCGGUCGUCUGCCGAAGGAAAAACUGUGUCUCCAAGACAUUGGAAUAUCCGAUGCUUUGGUUCCGCAGUUUCUUGAAAACUGUCUCGAGUUCCUCGACCAUUUUUCCCAAUCGAUUGACCACGACAAGCUGGAGCUACGCUUCGAGGAACUACUUCAGGAUGGACCUAUCCCUCUGACAGCGCUGGCAAUCCAACAGAAUGCCGCCAAUAUGGCCCUUCUAAAACUACAUCACGAGUUGGCUACUGUACUGCUAAUUCUCACCUCGUUCAACGUAAAGUACCAGAAACCGAUUCAGCAGUUCUUCGACGGAAUGGCUAACCAGUCCUUUUUUGCUGAAAUCAACCGACAGCUACCGUACACAUUGCCGAAGGCCGAUCUGCUCCUGAAGCGGGCCCGGUUUGAGUUUCUGUGCAAAACCAUAACCGCAUCGAUGGACCUGAUCCGGGAGGAUUUGGAGAAUGUGUUCUACACCGAGCAUAUCGCCUGGAUGGAACGGAUCGAGCAGCUGUCCGAGGUGUGGGAGAUUAGUACGACGGAGCUGAAAAAACAUCAGAUUGUGGAACUGUACUCCCACGGAUGGGACACGUACGCCGAAGAGCUACUGGAGAACAUCGUUCCGGAUCAGGCUCUCGGGAAUUUGCUGCUCGCAAUCGCCGGUCGCCGGUUGGCCAUUUACACCAAGGCCAACCCUCGCGUGUGGAGUCAAGUGGCAGCCGUCGGUCCCCUGCUGACUGACUACCUGGAUACCCUCAUCUCGUCGGAAAAUCAUGGCCCACAGUUGCGAUUUGCUGAAGGUAACGAUGCUGCCAACGCAUCUGGAGAGAUUUCCAUUGGCAAGCUGUCGAAACUGGUGGAAAAAGCAUUUCGCUGUCUGACCUCUUCUUCUACAGCGGCGGCAACGAUGACAACGGCGACAGCGAUGACGGCGGGAACGGCCGCACCACCCACUGCAUCAUCGAACCGAAACAGUAGCUCAAAUAAAACCAAAGAACUCCGGAUAGCUGGUCUGCUGUUCGAUGCCUGUGCCACCAUUAAAGAGCUGAGUACAGGCAACGAAAGCAGCAACGGCAACAGCAGCAAUAUGAAACGUACCAAUAAUAGGGAGGAUUUCGAAACCACACCCAACCAGAAGAAGACGAAAUUAAGCUUAGCUUAAAGUUUCACUAACUAAAUACAGACGUUGCUAGAUGCAUAGCAUGCUUUGCAGAUCAGGCACAUCAAGAAUUGAAUAUAUGUACAUGUAUUAUCCUGUUA
Topomyia yanbarensis is the source of this 4528-nucleotide messenger RNA. RefSeq names its product rab3 GTPase-activating protein non-catalytic subunit (gene Rab3-GAP). The record is from RefSeq and is a predicted model, not a curated record. The transcript is spliced from 6 exons. The coding region runs from base 132 to 4430 and encodes 1432 amino acids. Lineage: Eukaryota; Metazoa; Arthropoda; Insecta; Diptera; Culicidae. Gene Ontology annotation, biological process: regulation of GTPase activity.